AUGUGCAAGCGCCGGAAGAAGAAAUGCGAUGAGAUCAAACCGCGAUGCAGCGACUGCCGUCGUUUAUGCCUCACUUGUGACUGGCCACCUGAACAAAAAUACAAGGCAAAGACUGGCUCUAACGCUACCGAUAUACCCGUCAAGGAGAUAGUGAGCUGCAAUAAUAACAUCGUUGUCCCCGUAUCGACAUCAUCUUACAUGGUCAAACCAAUGGCAGAUAUGAAAAUGCGAGAGAUGUCACUGCGGAACAGUCCCAGUUCUAUGACUGCCUCUUGCGGAGGGAAUCACAUAAACUAUGACGACCAAACUCAGCAUCAUGGCUCUCAAAUAGGCUACGGAGACUUCAACCCUCAAAUCUAUCACCGCACAACUGUGACUGCAGUCGCCUCGUCUGGCGGCGUGCUUUCUUCGGUUGCGAUGUCUGCCCCGUCAGGUGUAAACGACGAACUAGCACCUGAUACGGGCCUCAUAUCAGCAACCACGCCAUACCGGUUCGAUUCCUUCAAACCAAUAACCAAUGGUAGUCCCGUGGUAUCGAUGGAUUCAGUGCCCCCAGCUCAAUCACUAUCCAUCUAUAUUCCGCAUUUUAUGCCCCAAUUGAGUUCUUCCCAAGACAGGUCUCUCUUGAACCACUACGCGACUACUGUUGCGUCGAUACUCUCGCGGAGGGCUUCUGCAGCAAAUCCAUACACUAGCUAUAUUUUACCUAUGGCCCAAUCCAACGAUCUCGUCCUUCAUUGUAUCUUAACACUAUCGGCAAAUCAUUGGCGAAAGCUUCAACCUCAUAUGGGCGAUCGUGGCUUGUUGCACAAGAGCAGAGCCACUCAAGGUCUAGCUGGAAUUCUGCCUCAUAUUGAUGGGAUCAGUGCCGACAUAGCCCUUGUGUGCAGCCUGUUGCUCUGCAUGACAGAAGUAUUCGACGGCACAAGUGAGGGUUGGAAACUACACUUGGAGGGUACUAAGCGCUUAUUGAUUACGGCACAGAAACAACGAUGUGAUGUGGUGACUGGUCGUUAUAAAUUUUUGCUUUGCCUUGCAAGAUUCUUAGACUCUGCCACCACCACGUCGACAUGCAAACCGCCACUUAUAGGGGACGAGGCCGCCGAGGCACAGGCUCUGGAUAGUUGGACGGCUACUCCAGAGGACGAGGAAUCAGCCAUCUAUGGUAUUCCUAAGGUGCUGUUCCAUAUGGUAGACUGUGUCAACACUUUAGCCGAACUCCGAAGCACGAGGGUAGAUCAAACUUCCGAAGCCGCCUUUCGACGACAUGCUACCGAGAUCGAACGUCGGAUCAAUAAUUGGCCACACCAGUACAGUGCCAUGUCGCCGGCAGGUUCAGCUCUUGAGUCUGCUGAUGAUGACGUGUUGCAUGCUGGUCUAGCCUUUGAAUACGCCAUUCGUUUACGGCUUCACCAGAUUGUCGAGGGUUAUGAGCUUACCGAUCCUAAAGUUGGGAAAUAUGUCGACGGCAUUCUCGACUGUGCCCAAAAGAUCCGAUAUGGCAGUCCUCUUGAAUCUUGCAUGCUCUUCCCUCUAGUUAUGGCAGGUGGAUCAUGUUGGACAUUGGAACAUCGGUUAAUAGUCCAAGACAGGCUUCUGGUCAUGGAGCGGACUUGCGGGUUUGGUUACGUCUACAGUGCUAGGGAUCUUAUCGAGAGAGUGUGGUCAAGAAGGGACCAGUCAGAAGGCACAGGAGCAAUUGUAAACUGGGAGCGAAUACGAUGCUACGAGAUGCAAGGGCUUGUGGUAUUCUAG
Messenger RNA from Pochonia chlamydosporia 170, 1755 nucleotides. Its product is annotated as fungal transcriptional regulatory protein. The coding region runs from base 1 to 1755 and encodes 584 amino acids. Gene Ontology annotation, cellular component: nucleus. The transcript has a single exon. The record is from RefSeq and is a predicted model, not a curated record. Lineage: Eukaryota; Fungi; Ascomycota; Sordariomycetes; Hypocreales; Clavicipitaceae. Gene Ontology annotation, molecular function: zinc ion binding; DNA-binding transcription factor activity, RNA polymerase II-specific; transcription cis-regulatory region binding. Gene Ontology annotation, biological process: positive regulation of transcription by RNA polymerase II.